This is a messenger RNA of Sebastes umbrosus (honeycomb rockfish), 3188 nucleotides long. RefSeq names its product dihydrouridine synthase 2 (gene dus2). Lineage: Eukaryota; Metazoa; Chordata; Actinopteri; Perciformes; Sebastidae. The transcript is spliced from 16 exons. Gene Ontology annotation, biological process: tRNA dihydrouridine synthesis. The coding region runs from base 151 to 1626 and encodes 491 amino acids. The record is from RefSeq and is a predicted model, not a curated record. Gene Ontology annotation, cellular component: cytoplasm. Gene Ontology annotation, molecular function: flavin adenine dinucleotide binding; tRNA dihydrouridine synthase activity; tRNA binding.
AUAUUUCAGUGAUCUAUUAUGUCAUGAUGACGUAGAAGUCCAAACAGGAAGUGUAAACAGCACGCUUCAUUUUCUCCCCACAUGACCACCUCACGUUACAGCUGCUGUCGUCAGUAUUAGACAACAUAAAUGCCGGACGACUGAGCCACCAUGAGCAGGCUGAGCUUCAGAAACAUCACCGCCCUGGCACCGAUGGUCCGGGUGGGCACUCUGCCCAUGAGGCUGCUGGCUCUGGAAUACGGAGCUGAUGUGGUUUACUGUGAGGAGUUGAUCGACAUCAAAAUGGCCCAGUGUCAUCGGGUGGUGAACGAGGUGCUGGAGACGGUGGAUUUUGUCGCCCCAGAUGAUCGAGUGAUGUUCAGGACCUGUGAGAGGGAGAAGGACAGAGUUGUCUUCCAGAUGGGAACUGCUGACCCGGACAGAGCGCUGACCGUGGCCCGGCUUGUGGAGAAGGACGUGGCUGCUGUCGAUGUGAAUAUGGGCUGUCCAAAAGAAUACUCCACUAAGGGCGGGAUGGGAGCUGCUCUACUGUCAGAUCCCGAUAAGAUCGAGGCGAUCCUCAGGAAGCUCGUCACAGGAGUCUCCAUACCGGUCACCUGUAAAAUCCGAAUCCUGCCUUCGUUGGAGGAGACGAUCAGUCUGGUCCGGAGAAUCGAGAAGACGGGCGUCGCUGCUGUCGCUGUUCACGGCAGGUUGAAGGAGGAGCGUCCUCGCCACCCGCUCCACUGCGACUACAUCCAGGCCGUCGCUCGGGCUGUUUCCAUCCCCGUCAUCGCCAACGGAGGUUCUCUGGAUCUGGUGAAGAUCAACGCCGACAUCGAGGACUUCAGGAAGGCGACGGGCGCCUCGUCGGUCAUGUUGGCUCGUGCCGCCAUGUGGAACGCAUCAGUGUUCAGCAACCAGGGACCACUUCCUCUGGAGAGGGUCAUGGAGGACUACCUCAAAUAUGCGAUCCGGUACAACAACCACGCCUUCAACACAAAGUACUGUCUGUGUCAGAUGCUGAGAGACAAGGUGGAGUCUCCUCUGGGGAAGCAGCUGCAGGCGGCUCAGAACAACGCCGAGAUCAGCGAGGCGUACGGGCUGCAGGAGCUUUACCAGCAGACCCAGGAACAGCUGAAGGCCAAGAGGGACGCCCUGCAGAGCAGCAGCCAGCCGGACCGACUCGUGAUGGACGGAGACGUCACCACCAUGGCUGUCAAGUUUGAGCGGAGAGAGUAUCCACCUCACAUCACUCCAAAGAUGUUCCUGCUGGAGUGGACCCGCAAGGAGAAGCUGGAGCAGCCGCUGUAUGAGAUGGCGCAGCGCUCUCAGGAUCGAGCCUUUCAAUCGACCGUGACCAUAGCAGAGAAGAAAUACAGAUCUUCACUGUGGGAGAAGUCGAAGAAAUUUGCCGAACAAGCGGCCGCCGUCGUCUGUCUGCGAGUCCUGGAAAUACCGGAGGGUCGCAUCGGUGAGGAAGACUCCGGCCUGGUCUGCAAGAGGAAGAGGGAGGGAAAGCUGAACGGCACCACAGAGGAAGAGGGGAGCAAUAAACGACACGUGGCCGAUAUCCUACAGGAAACGGACAACUCCAAGAGCGCUACUGUGGCCAACGGUGACCAUCACAAAGCAGAACAACCGUAGACGUCAUGAAAGUCAUAAACUUUUAGUUUAAACUGAAAGACAGGAAGCUUCUCUAACCGUUGACAGACGUUUGCGUGAACCGGAAGAACAAAUGAAGGGAGUUUCUUUUUUUGUUUCUCUGCACCAAAAGCUUCUCAGUUCAUUUUAGUUUCCUGUCUGUACAUUUUUUAAUAAUCCUCGGAAUUAAGUUUUACGAUUAUUUGCUCUCAAACACAAACAGCAGCUACGACGUCGUAUUCGGGCCAUUUUAGGUCAUACAAAGGUAACAAAUUACAGAGCCGGAGGAAGGGUUUAGUAGUAUAGUCUGAGAAAAAACUUGAAUGUUCUCUGAUGUUACAGUCACAAAUUUACAAGAAAAACACUUUAACCACUGCGGUAACGUGAGCCGCUGAGUGCAAAAUCUGUUAAUUAUAUUAGUAUUUAUUUAUGUUGAUAAAAGAAUACAGAAAGAACAUGAAAUAAAACACGUUUAUGUAUUUUUUUCGACCUUCUUCUCGCUCAGGGUCUGUCCUUACCAUAAUAACACUACUUUAGGCCCAACAAAACUCAGACGGCGGUUGGCGAUACCACGGUUUUGCACUCGCCAGCUCACGUUAUCGCAUUAUUUAACGGGGAGAUGAGGUUGAUCCAACCUUGAACAGAGAAGCGAUGUGGUUCUUAGAAAAAAAGAAAAAAAAAAAUGUUUUCUGAGUUUUAUUCUCGUAAAUUUGUGACUUUAAUCUCAGAGAAUAUUAGAGUUUUGUUUUCCUCGUAAAUUUACGACUUUAAUCCGUCAUACAACGACGUAUCAGGGCCAUUGUAUGUAACAAAAAUAACAAUUACGGAGAAUUACGAGAAAAAACACACAAAUUUGCGAGAUUAUAAAGUCAUAGGUUUAUGAGAAAAAAAAUCGGAAAAAUACUGGACUGCAAACUGGUAAUAAAAAAUAGUUUUACGUACAAUGGCCCCUUAUUCGCUGUCGUAGGCUGAACUCAACUUUUAAUUUUUUUUUUCAUCAAAACUGUUAUCACAAACUGGGAUCUGUCCAGCACAAAAUACAGUCUUCCUCUGGGUCGUUAUUCACCCCUCCUGAUUUUCCAUAUCUGUAUUAUUUGAAUUUAAACCAUGUUUUUAAUUUAUGUUCAGAAGUAAACAUACAGCCAGUAGGGGGCAGUAACGAACCUUCAUAUUAAGGUUUUAUCAUUUCAGAUAUUUCAGAAAAACACAUUAAUUUGAACCUUGGUGCCUUACAGAAGAACUUUUUAAAUCCUGAUUUUUGGACGGACCUUAAACUCCUCAUUUGUCUCCUAAUUUCAUCCGUUAGUCUCUGUUGAAGACGACUGAUGCUGGAUUAAGUACUUAAUACGGUGCCACAUGUUUCUGUUUGUACUGGUAUCCACAUCUGGUUCUCAUUUAUACCUUUUCACCUGAUAAAUCCUCCGAAUGCUGCAGACACUGUUGGUUUCAUCUUCAUGUUGAAGGAACAGUCUGUGUUAUUUAUUAUUUUCUGGUCGUGUCGUUGCAGCCUGAUGGUGAAGUUGAUGUCUCAACUCAAACUAUUAAAAACACAUGAAAGAGCCCAA